This is a messenger RNA of Leishmania braziliensis MHOM/BR/75/M2904, 930 nucleotides long. Its product is annotated as putative methylenetetrahydrofolate reductase. Gene Ontology annotation, molecular function: FAD binding; methylenetetrahydrofolate reductase [NAD(P)H] activity. Lineage: Eukaryota; Euglenozoa; Kinetoplastea; Trypanosomatida; Trypanosomatidae. Gene Ontology annotation, cellular component: cytosol. Bases 1 to 930 code for a protein of 309 amino acids. The transcript has a single exon. Gene Ontology annotation, biological process: tetrahydrofolate interconversion. The record is from RefSeq and is a predicted model, not a curated record.
AUGUCCGGGCUCAUCAGUGACGCCAUCGCUGCCGAGGAUGCCAACAAAUGGUACACCUCCUAUGAGUUUUAUCCCCCUCGCAGUGAGAAGGCGGAGGAGAACUUUAUGAAGGUGCAAAUCCCCAAUUUUAUGCGACAGUCGCCAGUCUUCCUCGACCUGACGUGGGGCGCUGGUGGUCGCACGAGUGAAACCACGAUGCGCCUCUGUAAGGACCUCCAGAAUGCAUACCCUGACACACCCAUCAAUAUGCAUAUCACGUGCACCAACAUGUCGCAUGAUCUCAUCAAGGAGACGCUUGACUUCGCAAAGGAGCAUGGCAUUCGCAACAUCCUCGCUCUCCGUGGAGACCCGCCUCGUGGUGAUGAGUUCCAGUCCAACCCGGAAGGCUUUACGUGCGCGAGAGAUCUUGUGCGCUACAUUCACGCCACAUACGGCGACUACUUUUGCGUGUCGGUCGCCGGCUACCCCGAGGGCCACCCGAGCCGUAUCGCCGAGGACGGCACCAUCUUGGAUGAGGACCACCAGAAGGAGCUGGAGUACCUCAAGGAGAAGGUAGACGCUGGUGCCAGCGUUGUCAUCACGCAGCUCUUCUACGAUGCCUCCCUGUACGUGAAGUUUGUGAAGGACUGCCGGGAGAUGGGCAUUACGGUCCCCAUUAUCGCCGGACUUCUUCCCAUCACGACCUACGCCGGGUUCACGCGGAUGGUGUCGCUGUGUAAGACGAGAGUUCCCGGUGAUGUGAAGAAGCGGGUAGAGGAGCUCAAGGAGAACCCCGAGGCUCUCAAGGAGUACGGCGUGGAGCAGUGUGUGCAGAUGAUUGAGCGCAUUCGCGCCUCUGGGCUCGACUACCACCACCUUCACUUCUACACGCUCAACAGCAGUGCGCAGACGUUCCAAGUCCUAAAGCGGCUAAAUGCGCUGGUGGAAUGA